GACCAACAUGGUGGAAAAAAGGACGAAAAAAAAUUUGAACGAGUAAUUAUAAUUUGAAACAGCCAACAUGAGUCCGUGAUAUACAAUCAUACGGUGGCAUAUAAAACCGGAAUACAUACUGUAUGCGUAGAGAAAAUUUGGGACACUAGAAUUGCGUGAUUCAACUAGAAUUAAGAGGAUAUGUAUGAAGUGCAUACUUAUCAAUUGGCCUCCAUUGACUGUACCCAGUCAUUCACAUUGUCAAAAUAAUUUGUGUAUUUUCCAAGACAUUGAGGAACAUAUUUACAUAAGGCUUACCUCCAUCGACAGGUGCAAUAUAUAGUUGUGGCGAUAUGUAUUUGAAUCUGAUCUACCUCUUACAUAUUCCAUUUGUUCAACCCAUUUCUUGAAAAGUGAGAUUGUGAGCAUUCUUUAGUCUGUUGUCUCGCUAGAGAAGUAUUACCAUUAGCUAUGGACCACAAAAAGAGGUCAGAAUCCAAAAAGAGCCUUUCUAAGCCAGGGGGAGAUAUUCGAAAGUGUGGGUACUUGAAGAAGUUGAAGACGAUGAAAAAGAAGUUUUUUGUACUGCGUCACGAGAUUGAUGAUCAACCAGCUUGUCUAGAGUAUCACGAUACAGAGAAAAAAUUCAAAACAGGACAUGCACCGAAACGAAGAAUUGAUUUACCUUCCUGUUUAAGCAUCAAUCGUAAAUCUGAUCCCCGUCAUAAAUAUGCCAUUGCCAUAUAUACAAAAGAUGACUGCUUUUCUGUGCUGUGUGAUAGUGAGAGUGGAAUGGAGGAAUGGCUAACUGCAAUGCUAGAGAUGCAAAGUGAACAAGUUGAAGGGGCAGAGCCAUUGAAACCAUUAUUUGAGCAUGUGUGGCAGGUAUCAGUGCGUAACAAAGGCCUUGGGAGCAGUAAGAACCUGGUGGGAACCUACAGACUCUGCCUCACCAAUGAACUACUCACCCUUGUCAAACUAAACAAUGAUAAACCAGAGAUCACAUUCCAGCUGGCUAGUAUUCGAAGAUGUGGUCACACUGAUUGUUUCUUCUGUAUGGAAGUGGGUAGAUCUUCUGCCACAGGACAGGGAGAGCUGUGGAUGCAAGUAGAAGAUGCUAUCAUUGCACAGAAUAUGCAUGAAGCCAUACUCAGCUCCAUGAAGAAGAUUGAUAAAGAACAGAUGCAGAUGGCAUUGCCAAAGUUUCGUACCAGAAGUCACAGUUCUGCAACUGACAAGGGGAAACUGAACACUAGUGGCCUUUCAGUGCGCAGUGGAGGGAGCAGUCCUGUGCCUUAUCUGCCUGACCCAGCACUGGCCCCCAAGAGAUCAAAGACCAUCAGCGAGGGACAAUGUGGAAGCCCCCGACGUCAUCGCAUUACCCCAAAGUCUAGAGAGACUACUUCAGAGCUGAGACCAGUGAGCAUGUUUUCGAGAGCCCAUGGUUCUCACUCCCCCCAUAGCCCUGCGGGCAGUCCUCUUGUUAGUAUAAGAGGAUUGGAGGCAGAGCAUCGGGCCAGAUCUGACAGCAUGGACUCAAGGGGAUCUCAUGCCUCAUCAAGGGGAACUAGUAGUAGUGUUUCGGGGGAGGAGGUCGAUGGAGACAUUAUGCUGAGGUCAAUGACCCCAGAUAUAAACGAAGAUAAUGAACAGUAUUUCCAUAUGGGAUUCCACAAAUCAAGCUCAGAGAGCUCAACUACUGACACAUCAUCUAUACCUGGUUACAUGGAUAUGAGGCCCGUGUCUCAGACUAUUCCCACACCUGUACUAAAAGGUCCCGAUGACUAUAUAGACAUGUCCCCAGCCUCCACACCCAAGCCUUACAUGGAGAUGUCAAUGGGCAAAGCUGCAGCUCCAGAUGCCAAAGAAGGUUACAUGGAAAUGACUCCUUCUACAACUCCUAAAUCUGAUACUGGUGCUUAUUUCGACAUGUCUCCUGGAGUGGCGCCAACUCAGCAGAGUCCUUACUUGGAUAUGUCUGUGGGAAGUAGUGCAAGCAACACCCCCUCGAGCCUCAUACUUGGCACCUCACCAUCUAGACGAGACAUCAUUUCUGACUCAGGAGGUUAUUUUGACAUGUCCCCAAUGUCCCACUCUCUGCCAACAGUGUGUGAAAAACCAGCGGCUGUCGAAGCAGGGUACAUGGACAUGACUCCAAAGAUGGCUCACAAAGACCCUACCAUCCCUGAGGUGAGCCGUCCUGACAGAGUAACCAGUUUCCUCGUAGAUGAUGGAAGUCUCAGUGAUUUUAGACCAAAGUCAUUCUCGGUUGGUAGUCGCCCUUUGAAGAAGAUCCACCAUCAAACUGCUCCUUAUAUGGAGGCAAUAGCUCAAGAGGGAUCAUUAGAGAGAGAUAACAAGAGCUCCAGUGCUCCUCACCUUACCCCAGACCAGCAGAUGAAAUCCCAGAGUAGCUCUUCUAUCCCAGCACAUGCUUCCUCCAUGAGUGGCAUAAGUAGCAGCAGUUCUGGCCUACAGUCCCACUCAAGUAGCAUGCAGAGCCAUAGGGAUAUGUCUGAUCUCUUCAUGGAAAUGGAGUUUAACAUGCGACCAAGAACAUCCAGCGAUACAUGGUCCCAACAACACAGACCACGUACAGGAAGUGAUAGCUAUGGUCAGCGUCCACGUGCCUCGAGUUUCACUCAGAAAAAUGACCUCAGACCUCGUUCAUCGAGCUAUGGCCAGAAAAGCACUUGGACAAAACCCCAACGACGCAGGUCGAGAGAUUCCAGUAUGAGCUCGAACAUAAGCAUGGAUUCCCAAGAGUUGCAGUUCUCAUUGAAUACCUCACAUGACUCUAUGCCCCAUAUGGCCUCUUACAGCUCCUCUGAGUCUCUAGGUAAAACCUCUACCCCACGAUCAACUCACUCCGAUUAUAUUGGUAUGGGAGGCCCAACAAGUUCCCCCCGAUCUGAUUUUUUAAGUGCUACAGGGAUAGGUGUAUCGCCCCUUGCUGUAUCUGAUUACAUGUCAAUGGGUAGUAGCUCUUCCUCGUCACCACCCAAGCAUAGCAACAGCAAGCCUAAAUCUCCAGGGCCUGGUUCUGAUGUCUCUGGCUAUAUGAUAAUGUCUCCACCUGAACUACCAGAGCCUGGUGAUGUCCAUGUACCACUUGCUACUAGCAAACUCUCACAGCACACAAGACACUCAAAACACAAGCCAAAAACUGAUCCUAGGUACCCUAAGAAUUCUGGGAGGGAUAAACCGGGAUUAAAAGUUGAGACAAGUCCUCUGGUACGUGCCAGUAGUCUCCCAAGCCCCGGUGCUUAUGUUAGCUUGGAUUAUAACACCCCCAAAAUAACGACACCCAGAACUGAACAGCAUAAAGUGAAGUCCAAAUCAGAUUUGCUAGCAGCAGACAGGAAAAACACAGAGUCCUCUCCUAAAUCCCAGCCAACAUUGCCCUUGCCUAGCAGGACUCAAAAUACUGGAGCUGAGUCUUAUGUCAUUUACUCACCAGGAAGUACUCAACCCAAGUCUACCAGUCCCCACCAAGCCAUAGGCAAACCUCCUGGACACGAUUAUGUCAAUAUCAGUUUAUCAAAGAAGGCAGAGACAAUAGAGAAAAGUGGGAACUCUCAAGUCGACACAAGUGAAGUCCAGAAACGUGUUACAAAGAGGAAACCAGUUCCCAGUGUUCGGAAAAGUGUAAAGUCAAAAAGUAAGAUUGCAGUUGAUGACAAGACACAAGCAGAGGAUUCCGGUGUUAAAGCAACUGACAAUAGCAAAAACACCACUGGGGCACCUAGUAGGGCUCUUGAUGCUUACGCGGACAUGUCACAUGUUAAUGUAAAGAAAGACUUCAUGCAGACAAAUGUACCACAAUAUGAACUUAAGGCUGUAGAACCCACCAAUAGUUUAGAAAAGAAGACAUGUAAGGAUUCUCAUAACUCAUCUAAGAAAACAAUCGAUGAUGCUUAUUCAGAAAUGGGUCCUUUUACCAAAUCACCCAGUAGUGUAAUAAAGGACUCGAGUACAGAUGCUUAUUCUGUGAUGGCCCCAUUUUCAUUACAAACAAAAACUCCCAAAGUUUUGGUCAGUGCUUCAAAAGACACAAAUGUUGAUGCUUAUUCUGAGAUGGCCCCCUUAUCACUACAAACCAAAACACCCAAUGUGUUUGUAAGUGCUUCAAAAGACACAAAUGUUGAUGCUUAUUCAGAAAUGGGUCCUUUUACAUCACAAACUAAAACAGCCAAAUCACCCAGUAGUGUAAUAAAGGACUCGAGUACAGAUGCUUAUUCUGUGAUGGCCCCAUUUUCAUUACAAACAAAAGCUCCCAAAGUUUUGGUAAGUGCUUCAAAAGACACAAAUGUCGAUGCUUAUUCUGAGAUGGCCCCCUUGUCACUACAAACCAAAACUCCCAAUGUGUCAAGUAGUGUAUCAAAGGACACUAGUUUUGAUGCCUAUUCUGAGAUGACCCCUAUUUCAGUACAAACUAAAACUAAUAUAAAAUCUCCCAGUAGUGUAACAAAAGACAUAUAUUAUGAUGCUUAUUCUGAGAUGCCCUCUUCAAAAGUAUCUACCACAAAGGACAAUAGUUCUGAUGAAUAUUCUGAGAUGGCCCCCAUGUCACUACAAACAAAAUCUUCGAAAGUGUCAGGUAGUGCCUCGAAGGAAUCAAGUUCUGAUGCAUAUUCUGAAAUGACCCCUGUAUCAUUACAAGCACAAAGUAAUUUAAAGAAGGACUCCAGUAGUGACAUAUAUUCUGAAAUGGCUCCCUUAAGUAAGUCCGUCAACAAGGAAGCUCCUCCGAUGAGACAAGACAUGAGUCCAGGGUUAUCUUCGAAGAUACCUCACCAAAGUUCCCAAGAGGAUUCAUAUACCGAAAUGGCUCCUAUAAACAAGAAAGGAUCUGUGAAAAUUGGAAAAACUGAUGUUAAAAUCUCAAUGGUAAAGAAGGGUGCAAUGAGCAGUCCUAAAAGUAGUAGUGCUUUACAGAAAGGAACCCCAAAAGCAACCAGCCUAAGUCCAAGUCCUAAGCCAGAUCGUGCUACAAGCCCCCUAACACAAAGGCUUAAAGCAGAAGGAGCAAGUUCCAAGAGCCCUACUACAUCCAAGGCCAUUGAACUAUCUGCCAAAAAGGCUGGUCUACAGCCCAAUUUGCAAAUGACCCCACUAUCUAUAGACUUAGGUACCGAUAUCGAUGCUGACUUGUCUCCACGUUCAGAUGCCAGUCCCAGACAAGCUACAAUAAGUCUACCUCGAGUUAGAAGUGGAGGUUCCUUAGGCGAUGCUAUCCCUAAGCGGGGUAGCUCUUCAAGCCUUUCAAGUAUUGGAUCUGGGGACAGAACCAGGCAUUUUUCAGGCGGGGCAAUAUCUAAACAAAGCAGCCUCUCUAGUACAAGUGAAGAUUCUCCAGGAAUCCGAAGCCCAAAGGUCUCCAGUCUUAGUCCUUCUAUAAUGUUUCAAGCCAAGUCUCCAAGGUCCUCACUUGGGGAGAAGGAAUUGAAUUAUGCGGCCCUGGACCUAUCUGAUUCUCUACCCCCCAAGUCACCCCUCUCAUUGAAGAGUAGAAACUCAUCUAAUAACAGUGAAGACAAUGAACCACUGUCAUAUGCCAAAAUAGACUUUGAAAAGUCUGGUAAGCCAGACACUUCACGAUUUGAAUUUGAGCUGUUAUAA
Owenia fusiformis is the source of this 5601-nucleotide messenger RNA. The record is from the annotation of a GenBank genome assembly. Lineage: Eukaryota; Metazoa; Annelida; Polychaeta; Sabellida; Oweniidae.